CCUGGGCUCGGGGGACCACGGAGCCAGGCCGGGGCUUAGGGAGCUUGUCCUGCUCCUCCCUGGGCUGUAGCCUUCGCGCCGGGGGUGCCUCUGUGCUGGGCCUCUGCGGAAGUGAGAAUGGACUGGCAGGUGAUGCCACGUUGAUCCAUGGUGCCACGGCACUUUAGAAACAAGUAAAUUUUCCUGUUAGAGUCGGGCUAAGGGAUUAGAUCCCCGAGGACGCCCGAGGAGGAAGACACAGUCCCUGGAGUCGGCGAGCCCCCAGGGCCACGGAGCAGAGAGGCACACGUGGGUGGAUGGUGAGGCAGAGCAGCAAAGCAGCUGCGUCCAGCAUGGAGAGCCUGGCUGGCACGGCCCCCACCCCCCGCCCCGCGGCGCUACCUUACUACGUGGCUUUCUCCCAGCUGCUGGGCCUGACCGUGGUGGCCACGACUGGCGCUUGGCUGGGUCUGUACCGAGGCGGCAUCGCCUGGGAGAGUGCCCUGCAGUUUAAUGUGCAUCCCCUCUGCAUGAUCAUUGGCCUGAUCUUCCUGCAGGGGGACGCCCUGCUGGUUUACCGGGUCUUCAGAAACGAGGCCAGACGCACAACCAAAGUCCUGCAUGGGCUGCUCCACGUCUUUGCGUUCAUCAUCGCCCUGGUGGGCCUGGUGGCGGUGUUCGACUACCACAGGAAGAAGGGCUAUGCUGACCUGUACAGCCUGCACAGCUGGUGCGGCAUCGUCAUCUCUGUUCUCUGCUUUGUGCAGUGGCUCGUGGGCUUCAGCUUCUUCCUAUUCCCUGGAGCUUCGUUUUCCCUGCGGAGCCGCUACCGCCCGCAGCACGUCUUCUUUGGUGCCGCCAUCUUCCUCCUCUCUGUGGGCACAGCCCUGCUGGGUCUAAAGGAGGCGCUGCUAUUUAAGCUCGGGACCAAGUACAGCGCGUUUGAGCCUGAGGGCGUCCUGGCCAACGUGCUGGGCUUGCUGCUGGUCGGCUUCGGCAUGGCUGUGCUCUACAUCUUGACUCGUGCUGACUGGAGGCGGCCACCCCACGCGGAAGAACAAGCUCUCUCCAUGGACUUCAAGACGCUGACGGAAGGCGACAGCCUCAGCCCCCAGUAACUCCUGCUCUUGUUCUCUAGAAAAGGGCCUGCCUGCCGCCAGCCACCCCGAUUCUGGGGAGCCCACCCCCAGAGGCUGUUUGCAGGAUUAGCAGCUCCAGGGAGGGUCCCAGCCCAGUGGGUGGGAGCACGGGGGCAGCCUGCCCUUUUGAGCGCUGAUUUCUGGGGUUUAGGGCUUGGCCUCCUCUGCUUUCCCUUCCUCGCUGCUGCUGCCUUAGAGUCCUGCCAGGAGUGCACAGGCCCCUGAUCCUGCUGUCCGUCGCCCCUCAAAUGGAGAAGCUUUGGGUUGGACUCUGGGUGGUUACCCUGGUUGUGGAAGCACAUAGUCCCUGAAGGAUGGGAGCAGCGCCCCCCACACCCCCAAGGCAGCUGAUACUGGGCCACAUUCAGGGGCCGCUGAGAGCACAAGGCUGUGGGAGAAACCAUGAGCUUUGUGACAGGCCUGGCAAAGCCAAAGCUCGCUUUAUGUAACACUGAAUCCAAACCAGGCGUCUCGCUAGCCUGAACAGCACGUGAUAUGAAUGAGCCCGGUCUUUGGCAGUGCAGGAAGUGACACGAUGGGUAAAAUAUGUUGGUGUUCAGAGCAAGGUUCCCCGCGUGGGGCAGGACGGGCCCUGGGAAGCUCUGGGGACGGGGCUGCGGCCCAGCUGUGCCCCGAGCCUCCCCCUCCUUGAGCCUUCAGUGGCCCCGGGCAGUGGGCGGAGGCGAAGGAGGUAGCCGCCUGCUCACUCCUGCAGGGUCGUGACCAGCCCGCCCAGGCUGUGCUCUGACAGCUGAGGCGUGUGUCUUUUCAAAGUGAAAAAUGAUCGCUGUUGUCCUGGUUCCCUUUCCGUGAGGAGGGCGGGGCUGUCUGCUUCUGUUCAGGGGGGACGCCUCAUCCUCUCUUAUCCGGGCCCGUUUUUGUGGGAAAUUGGGACCGAGUCAGAAUCAGAUUAACCUCCCUCCAUCCCCGUAUGUGAUGCUGUGAGCUGAUCAGUCUGGCUUUGGUCUAGAAAUAACGUGAUUAGAGCACUGAUCUUGUGCUUCGUAACUUGGCAGCUGCCCUCUCGUUUUCCUCAUUUUUUGGGCUUUGAGGAACAUGACACAGUUUGAGACAGACACAGUACUUAAAAGAAGAAAUAAAAUCUCCCAAUUUGACUACUAUUCUCUUAACAGCUGCCUUCUGCACACGUAAAAGCUGCCUUAGGGAAAGGGGCUAGUCCCGUUAAGGCCCAUUGCUUAUCCUUGCCUGUGCCCGGGCGAUGCCCCUGCGCAGGGUGGCGGCUCUGGUCCAGCACCCCCCACAACCCCCAGGAGGAUGGCCAGGGCCCCCGCCUAGCCUCUCCCCGUCUCCGCUGCAGCUGGCCGCGGCGAGGGUGUGCGUCCCCAUCUACAGUGUGCUCUGCAAGGGCAGGGGUGCCAUCAGUUCUCUCAUCACCGGGCACACACUUGUAGAGCCAAAUAUUUACAUGUGGGAAAACGCCACCUUAGACAAACUACCAAAGUACAAUUGUGAAUCUCCCUUGCCUAAUGCCACAAAGAGAAAUGGAACCUUAUUUGCAAAGAAGUCUGUAAACUGGUCUGUUUGCCAAAGUGUACACUGGAUGAGACUAAGGAGCCGAAAAGCCCUCUGCCCCAACCAAAGCUCAUGGUGGUGGUUUAUUUUCUUUUGCCUGUGGCCAGUCGUCUGUGAAGAGCAAUGUAGUGGAACAAAUGAUUCAAUAAAUGUCUCCAGCAGA
Molecule: messenger RNA, 2814 nt
Organism: Manis javanica (Malayan pangolin)
Lineage: Eukaryota; Metazoa; Chordata; Mammalia; Pholidota; Manidae
Source: RefSeq, a predicted model, not a curated record